AUGUCCAAAGAUUUCUCCGCUCUCGUGGGUGUUACCGAUCUUCUACUUGAUUUCAACGGCUUGGAUGGCCCCUUGGAUCCCAAGUUCCUUCCCUCUGGACGGCUGGGAUUCUUCUCAGCUCACAGCAACAACUUCUCGGGCCCCAUCAGCCCGCAGCUAGCCAUCCCCCUGGCGUCGCCCAUCUUCUCCAUCCUCGACUCAGGGCUCAUCCUCGCCAACAAUUCCUUUUCGGGCAGCCUGCCGGGCAGCCUGGGCAGGCUGGUGCAGGCGUACGUGGUUGACGUGUCGCACAACCAUUUGUCGGGCCGCAUCUCUCCUUCCUUCGGCACUCUGUACCAGCUCACCCGCUUCCUCCUCAACGACAAUGCAUUUACUGGUGCCAUCCCCAACGAGCUGGGCAUAGCUACCGGGCUCAGGCUGUUACGGCUUGCUGGUAACCGCCUCUCCGGCACCAUCCCUGCCACAUUCACCGCCCUGACUCGGCUUCAGGAACUCGACCUGAGUCGAAACCACCUCGUAGCUUCCCUCCCCGACCUCUCCACCUCUCUGCACCGCCUCACACUCCUUAAUACCUCUCGCAACUUCCUCUCAGGGCCCCUGCCCUCCCACCUCCCUCCCUCCCUCCUCUCUCUCGACUUUUCCAACAACUUUUUCUCGGGCAGCCUGCCCGAGUCGUCUGAUUGGCUGCCUGACAAUGCAACUGCCCGAUUGCAUGGGAAUUGCCUACAGCUGCCAUCCUGCCCUGUGCCUCCGAACCUGUGGUCCAGCCUUGGUGCGAAGCUGGGAGACAGCUUUGGGCCGAACCUGGGAGUUGGUUUGGCAUGCUGGCUGGCAAAACAGCGCUCAGAGAGGCAGUGUGCUGCGUUCUGUGGAGCCAAUGAAAGUGUGACACGUGUCUGCAGGUGA
This is a messenger RNA of Closterium sp. Yama58-4, 906 nucleotides long. The record is from the annotation of a GenBank genome assembly. Lineage: Eukaryota; Viridiplantae; Streptophyta; Zygnematophyceae; Desmidiales; Closteriaceae.